Molecule: messenger RNA, 609 nt
Organism: Perca flavescens (yellow perch)
Lineage: Eukaryota; Metazoa; Chordata; Actinopteri; Perciformes; Percidae
Product: complement C1q-like protein 4
Exons: 3
Coding region: 1-561 (186 amino acids)
Molecular function (GO): protein binding
Source: RefSeq, a predicted model, not a curated record
AUGAGCUCCAAAAGGUUUGCAACUGAAGAAGUUUCAGCACAGAUUUUUGAUGGUAAUAGUGAUGUAGAGGAAGAGAUUUCAGAGUCAGAGGAUCUUUCAGAGACCGAGAACAAUGCUAUUGACGAAGAGGAUGAAGAGGAUUCAGAGGACCAGUCUGUCCGACAGGUUGCAUUCUCAGCCUCUCUGGUGAAUACAAGUUACUCAGUUGUUGGACCCUCAGCCACGGACAUUACCCUGAUCUUCAAAUUCGUCGUCACCAACAUUGGAAAUGCCUACAACUCAACCACAGGUGUGUUCACUGCCCCGGUGAGAGGAGCGUACAACUUUGAGUGGACGGUCGGUGCAAAUGGAGGCACUUCUGGUGCUGUGUUGGUCAAGAACUCAGCGAAUGUUUUCUUGGCAUACGAGCAGGUGGCCGGUUUUAUGAGUUCUUCUAAAGCCGUUGCACUGUUCCUGGAGGUGGGAGACGUCGUGUUUGUGCGGGUGUUUGUUAACAGUGUGGUGUUUGACAACCUAAAUCACCACACCACCUUCAGUGGACAUCUGCUGUUCCCCAUGUGAGACAGAAACAGCAGCUCUGUGAUAGUCACACAGGUUUUUGUUGUCUUC